This is a messenger RNA of Gracilinanus agilis (Agile Gracile Mouse Opossum), 449 nucleotides long. RefSeq names its product zinc finger protein 583-like. Bases 3 to 371 code for a protein of 122 amino acids. The transcript is spliced from 4 exons. Gene Ontology annotation, biological process: regulation of DNA-templated transcription. Lineage: Eukaryota; Metazoa; Chordata; Mammalia; Didelphimorphia; Didelphidae. The record is from RefSeq and is a predicted model, not a curated record.
UCAUGCUGGAGAAUGUGCAGAAUCUACUCUCUGUAGGGCUUCCAGUUCCUAGAGAAAUUUUUCUCUCCUAUUUUCAGCAAGGGGAAGCACCAUGGCUACUAGAGCAAAAAGGCACAAGGAGCUCUUGUCCAGAGGCAGAGACUAAUUUUGACGUCAAGGAGAUGUCUACAAGACUGAGCCUUUUUUUAGAAGGAUGUGGCCCCCAAAGAUGCAUGAAUAAGGGUCCCUGUGACUUCAUUUUGAGAGAAAUCUGUAACUCUAAUAUCAAGAUCUUACCAAACAGAAUAAGAGUACAGGGGGAAGAUGUGGAACGGAUAGGGGGCCUAAUCCCUACUAUUCAGACCAUUCUCUCCAAGGACUCAAGCUCAUGAUGCAAUUGGGUGAUUUCUGGGUCUGAGAAGAAGUCCAAUCCCUAUGAUGAAGUAAUAAGGGAGAAUUUGAGGUGUCCA